AUGGCCGCUUUCUGCGUUCGAGGCUCUUUGGCGUCCACCCGAGGCGCUGCCACCCUUCUCUCUGUCGCUUCAGCUUCCCGUCGUUUCCUAUCUCGAGCUUCUCACUCUCGACUCGCUGCCUUACUUGCCUCGUCGGCCUCGGAGGACUGCCAGUCUUCCGACUUUCUGUCGUCGGGUUUGCCGCUCUGUCGUCCUGUCUCUCAGAGACGGAGGCGGGAAGAGGGAGGGGGGGAGUGUGCAGGCCACGAAGCGGCGUGCAGCGCAAGAUUGACCGACGAAGGCAGGAACCUUUUUAGGCACAGGACUCCGUCUUCCAGUCGACGCAGGAGAGGGUGGAGCGCCGUUCCGUCGUGUCUCCCGUCCUCUUCAUCGUCUUUUGCGUCUUUUUCCCCUCUGUUGUCCUUCGGUUCAUCUUCUCGGCCGUCUCCCCUGCUAUCUUUCUCGUGCUGUCUGUGUUCCGCCUUGGGAAGGAAGAAAGCGGUUGCUGUGGACCCGGCGACUGGACCUCUGUGCGGUUCGGCACAAUCGCCGGGAGUAUGUACAGUUCGCUUCUCUUCAGGGCUGUCGCCAAUGGCGAGGAGGGCUUUUCUUGUCGCGGGAAACGUGGCGGUUUCGUCUUUCGUCGACUCAGAGGCGAAGCGCUUCUUGGCCACUUUGUCGGUCACCCCUCUCAGCAGGUCCUUUUCGUUCCGUUCGAAAGCAUCUGUGGACCAGAGACCGCGCGACGCACAAACGCGUUCCGAAGGGGAGGGAAAGGCGACGAGACACGUCGCCCAUUUCGCGCAAGUGUUUUCGCCAACCCACGCGCACGCGCUUCCGGGUUUGGCUUCGCUCGCAGCUGGCUCUUCCUUGUCUCCGACUCCUCCCUCUUCUCUCCCGUCACGAGAGGAAGCCCGCCCAGACACUGCAGACUCGCGUGCCGGUGAAGAGCGAAAAAACUCCGACCCUUCGCCUGCUCUAGAGACCCCUACCCAGACAUAUCCAGCAGAAGGAACGCGUGAGAGUGUCUCAGGCCCUCGUGCGCGACGAAGACCGGCCACAGGACGAGGGAAGGCUCUCCCGCUCUUGACCGUCACCGCCGCAGCUUCGAAGCGGAUAAGAGACAUUGUAGACGAAUACAACGAACGCCUUGAGGCGUCUGCCGCCCAUACAAGAGGAGAAAGAGAAGCAGAAGAAAGAGAAGAUGGAGAAGAAAGAGAAGAUGGAGACGGCAGAUGUCUAGAGACAGCGGAAGGGCCACGCGCCAUUGGCAUUCGAAUCGGACUGGAAAAGCGAGGAUGCAGCGGACUAUCCUACACCGUGGAUGUCGCGACGCAAACGGUUGAUUCUCGGAAACAGACCUGGGGAGCAGAUGAGGUGAUCGAGACGGCGGGCGGCAAGCUUGUGGUGGCGAGCGACGCUGUCAUGUUCCUCGUUGGGACAGAAGUGGACUAUGUCGACACCGAAAUCGAGAGAAAAUUCGUCUUCAAAAACCCAAAUGAAAAACAAUCCUGUGGAUGCGGAAAGAGUUUCAUGGCCUAG
Molecule: messenger RNA, 1521 nt
Organism: Neospora caninum
Lineage: Eukaryota; Apicomplexa; Conoidasida; Eucoccidiorida; Sarcocystidae
Exons: 1
Coding region: 1-1521 (506 amino acids)
Biological process (GO): iron-sulfur cluster assembly
Cellular component (GO): mitochondrion; cytoplasm
Molecular function (GO): 2 iron, 2 sulfur cluster binding
Source: RefSeq, a predicted model, not a curated record